Molecule: messenger RNA, 558 nt
Organism: Quercus lobata
Lineage: Eukaryota; Viridiplantae; Streptophyta; Magnoliopsida; Fagales; Fagaceae
Exons: 1
Coding region: 1-558 (185 amino acids)
Molecular function (GO): nucleic acid binding; RNA-DNA hybrid ribonuclease activity
Source: RefSeq, a predicted model, not a curated record
AUGGAUCCUUUGAAGUACUUAAUGGAAAAACCUGUGCAAGAUGGGAAGACUGCUAAAUGGGAAUUGCUUCUGUCAGAAUUUGAUAUUAAGUAUGUGACUCAGAAAUCUGUCAAGGGGAGAGCAAUUGCUGAUCACCUAGCCCAUUGUUCACCAGAAGAAGCUGAAGAGAUCCAAGGAGACUUUCUAGAUGAAGACAUCAUGGGGAUUGAGGUAGAAUCAUGGAAGAUGUACUUUGAUGGAGCCACAAAUCAAAAUGGAAGUGAAAUUGGAGUUCUCUUAAUUUCUCCAAAAGGGACACACAUUCCAUUUUAUAGCAAACUCAACUUUCUUGCCACUAACAAUGCCACAGAAUAUGAAGCUUGCAUUAUGGGCCUACAAGCAGCCCUAGGCCUUGAAGUAAAAGAAUUGGAGGUAUACGGGGACUCAGCAUUAAUAAUCUCCAAGAUUCAAAAUAAAUGGAAGAUCAAAGAAGAAAGGUUGAUGCCUUAUCAUGAAUGCCUUCAGAAAUGGGCAUCAAAAUUCAGCAAGAUUCAAUAUCAAUAUGUGCUAAGGAUGUAG